Molecule: messenger RNA, 1844 nt
Organism: Procambarus clarkii (red swamp crayfish)
Lineage: Eukaryota; Metazoa; Arthropoda; Malacostraca; Decapoda; Cambaridae
Molecular function (GO): serine hydrolase activity
Source: RefSeq, a predicted model, not a curated record
CCGGAGUGGCAGCCAUGAGACCCGGGAGGAGGGCGCCCCCUCACACCUGCCUCACCCCUCAGCCAGGCCAGACCUCCCUUUGUGAGUACCUCAGCUGCUUAUCCUCCGUCAGUGCCUCACCUCCCUCAGGCAACACCUCUAAUGUGACUGUUCACUGUACAGUAAAUUUGACAACCAAAAUCUUUGUGAGCAGGUUGUAUACGACUUCACUAUGCAAAUGGAAAUAUAAAUUUAUUUUACCUGUACACUACUACUAUUGUAUCUACAUACUGUACUGUACUCAAGAAUAUAGUACUGAACAGCAAUUUAAUCAACCAUAGUAGUGCAAUGCAGAGGAGCAAACAAAGCUGCAUCUUGUGGAGAACAGUGUAGUGUGUAUCGUGUUUGUGACAGUGACAUUCUGCAUACAAGGAGAAUGCUGCCUCUAGUACGACAAAUGUCAAGCGGGUUGCGCAGAGGCACCUGCUUCGCUGCUGCUGUCAUGGCUCCCAGAGCUAUGACACCUCCGUCUUGUAACAGCUUUGGGACACUCAACACGUCCCUUCAUGAACCUCGACAGCAGCCUUUAGUGAUGCUGUCGCUGAUCCACACGCGUGACUUCCAUUCAAAGAAGUUCUCCCGAAAUGUCGAGUUUUUUACUGCAAGUGAUGAUGUGCUCGCAAACACUUCUUCAAUGAAGGUUUCUUCAGCAUCGAGUAAGCAUGACCGUCCAUUAACGCUCUUGUUCUGCUGGCUCUUGGCUCGGGAAAAGCAUAUCAGGAAGUAUGCUCAGCUUCAUACCAACAUGGGGUUUGAUGUACUUAAGAUAAGAAUAUCUCCAUUUGAUCUCUUACGACCCACCAAAGGAUCACAGGUGGCAGCAGAUCAGGUGCUAAAGUUCUUACAUGCAAAUCCAUCUUAUAACACAUUGUUGAUUCAUGGCUUGAGUGUUGGUGGAUAUGUUGCCAUGGAACUCAUGGUAAAGAUUCAAAAUGACAUGCAGAAGCAUGGUCAUUUGUUGAACCGUUUUGUAGGACAAGUCUGGGACAGUGCAGUGGACAUUGAUGGGAUUCCUGAUGGUGUGCCCAGAGCAGUCACUAACAACCAAAGUCUGCAGAGGAAUAUCAAGAAAUACCUCUUAUGGUACAUGAAGGUUCAGUACAGUACAGCAACAAUUCAUUACGAGAGAGCGAGUGCCAAGAUGCAUGAAAACUUCGUAGGGGUGCCAUCACUUUUCUUCUUCUCGGAAAAUGACCCAGUCUCCACCCCAGAGAUGAAUGCCAAAGUGUACAAGAAAUGGGAAGAUAGAAAUUUCCCGGUAUAUGUGAAGUGCUGGAAAGAUUCGACUCAUGUUAGCCAUUACUUGAAACAUCGGAGAGAAUAUGAAGAUGAAGUGGUUGCGUUCUUAGAGCGGGUUGGAGUAAUCGAGCCCACCAGACAACGAGCUUCAUCAGCCUGAAAAUCCUUGAAUAAUAGUGAUGGAAGUUUUUAUUGACAUUGUAAAGAAGUAUAGAUGAAAAAAUGUUUUACAUAAUGUACUUACUACAAAAGUUUAUAGUUAGAAUUGAUGAUACAUUUUCUUCACAAUGACUUUACAUCUGUAAAAGGGAUAAGUAAAAAAUUAACAUUCACCAGUGCAAUUAAUAACUGAUUUGAUGGAAAUAUCCAGGAAAUUACUUUCUUUGUCAUGUGCAUAACCAAGUCAUAUACAUAUACAGUGUACUAGGUUACUGCACUGAAUACUUUACCAUAUCUGCAGACUACGUGUGUCUAAUCAAGAUCAGUUGUUUUCCACAUUGGUACAUAAAGGAGGAUUUUCAUGUCUGUAAAUAACAAACCAAAUAAAAUCUCAUAUUCAAUAUGAA